CGGCCCCGAGCCAGUGCACGUGCGCGCGCGCACACACUUAGAGUGCUCCUCCAUAAAUAGACGCCGGAGCGCGAGAGACGACAACAAACAACAGUUUGACCGUCAAACUUCCGCCGUGAAUUUGACCGUUUUGAGUUGUUUUCAAUGGAGCGUGGAGAGUACGGAACCCCGGAGAAGAGACGCAGGAGACGCUGCCUGAUUGUAACUGUGGUCGCUGUGCUGCUGCUCAUUGUUAUUAUCGCCAUCGUGUUGGGACUGACGCUCCGGAAAAACACUGACACAUUUACGUCAACAUUCACUGCAAGGUGUGAAAAGUUUGAAGGAUACGACUGUGAAAAGGUCUGGGGUGCAUUUGAAGAAGCCUAUGUAGGGCGGGACCCAUGUAAAGUUCCACCAGGAGCCUAUGACCCCUUCAUUGCUGCAGCCCCUUUGAAACCUGCCUGCAACAGAAUGAUGUUCUGGAGCAAAACAAAGGAUGUGGUCCAUGACUUUACUGAGAAGAAAGAUUGUUUUAUCACUGUGGAGGACACUCUGAUGGGAAAUGUGGUGGAUGGUCUGACCUGGUGUGGGAAGGAGGGCAGCACUGAAACAUUCACUACCGGCUGCCCAGGAUGGACAGACUGUGAGAACAACACUGUUCGCUCGUUCUGGAACAGAGUGUCAACUGCGUUUGCAGAUGCUGCCUGUGGUGAUGUCUCAGCAAUGUUAAACGGCUCCAUCGAUACACCAUUCCAUCCUAAAAGUAUUUUUGCAAGCAUCGAGAUGAAGAGGUUCCACCCCUCUACAGUGAAAAGCCUGAAUGUUGUUCUGGUCACACAGAAGAGCACUGUGACAAACUGCACAAAUGCAUCUUUAAAGGAUUUACAGAAAGAGCUGGCUGAAGGAAUUAAAUAUAGCUGCAAGGAAGUGGCUGAAACUCAGAUUCAGGAGUGCGGCUCCAACCCUGACAUAGCCUGUGGGGCCUGCUGGUGAAGAACCAGUUCAUACCAGAUACAACAAUAUCCAGCUGUAAAUAAAUAUUUCUCUACAAUUCAUUUCUGUAAAGUCUUUGUAAAUUGAAUAAUGUUUUGUUAUGCAGUCCAUUCCUUUUGUACCCGUGGGCCAGUUUGACUUGAUGUGAAAUGUUUUUAUAUAAAUGUCACUGAUACAUUUUUACAACAUGACAAUGCACCUUUGUGUUCUGUAGUGAAAAGGUUCUGGGUGUGACGGGGAAGCUUAGAGCUCAGUGCCAUGUACUGUAGGAUGAAAUACCAGUGCUGCUAUCUAAUCACAUUGAACAGACGAUCUCACUCCCACCUGGUGGCAGAAUUUGUAAUGUUUUUAAAUAAAAUGUUGAAAUAUGAGGCUG
Messenger RNA from Epinephelus lanceolatus (giant grouper), 1348 nucleotides. Its product is annotated as ADP-ribosyl cyclase/cyclic ADP-ribose hydrolase 1-like. Gene Ontology annotation, cellular component: plasma membrane. Gene Ontology annotation, molecular function: NAD+ nucleosidase activity, cyclic ADP-ribose generating; phosphorus-oxygen lyase activity. Gene Ontology annotation, biological process: positive regulation of B cell proliferation. The record is from RefSeq and is a predicted model, not a curated record. NCBI's taxonomy places the organism in Eukaryota, Metazoa, Chordata, Actinopteri, Perciformes, Serranidae.